AUGAUAUUCAUUGAAGAAGGCUCUAGAAACUACAGCAUUCACUCCCUUGGGAAUUCUGGCUAUGUUCCUGUCACCUCACCCAGUGCUCUCUGCUCCACUGAAGUGAGCUGUGGAGAUGCCCUAUACUCUCCCACUAGCAGCCUGGGCAGCAACACACUCCAUGACAACUGCCAUGAACCAUGUAGGGAGCCUAUGAGCUGCAAAGCAACCAGUUGUGAAAAUCAUUCCUUUAGUGCCACUGUUUGCUCUCCAAUCAAAUCUGAUGUAUCCAGACCUGUUCAAGGAACAGGCUGUUUUCCUAUCAUGUCUCAUGGUUCCUGGUCCUGCCAUCCAGUAUCCUGUAGACAACCUUUAAGCUUUUAUCAUUCCUUUGACUGUCAACCCCCGAACUACUUCUCUUAUGAUCAUCAACCCCUGAGAUACCUACCCUAUAAUCGGCAGCCCCUGAGCAAUCUGUCUUAUAACUAUCAACCUCUCAGCUACAUGUCUAACUGCUACCGACCCAUCAACUAUACAUACAGCACUUUUCAUCCAUAUUCUUGUUCCUUCAGUGGUUGGUAG
Chrysochloris asiatica (Cape golden mole) is the source of this 561-nucleotide messenger RNA. Its product is annotated as keratin-associated protein 26-1-like. The record is from RefSeq and is a predicted model, not a curated record. The transcript has 2 exons. Gene Ontology annotation, molecular function: structural molecule activity. The coding region runs from base 1 to 561 and encodes 186 amino acids. Gene Ontology annotation, cellular component: keratin filament. NCBI's taxonomy places the organism in Eukaryota, Metazoa, Chordata, Mammalia, Afrosoricida, Chrysochloridae.